UCUUAAUUUCUACUAGAAAGAUGAUGAAGAGUAGGCAAUUGUGUCUAUACAAGUCAAAUUAAAAUUUUCAAAAAAAUAGAGAAGUAAGCUGGCCUGGCGAAGAAGGGUAUGAUAAUGGAGGAGAAAUGUAGCGUGUUUCGGUGCAGGGUGGUCGUCAUCGUCUUCCUCCUCGUGCCGUUGAUCCAUUGCAGCGUCGUCAACUAUGAUCGGAAGGCCAUCGUCAUAAAUGGCCGCCGGAGGUUACUCAUCUCCGGCUCCAUUCACUAUCCCCGAAGUACCCCUGAGAUGUGGGAAGAUCUUAUCAUCAAAGCUAAAGAAGGAGGGUUGGAUGUGAUCGAGACCUACGUUUUCUGGAACGUUCACGAACCUUCCCAGGGCAAUUAUAACUUUGAAGGGAGAAAUGACUUGGUGAGGUUCGUGAAGACGAUCCAGAAGGCCGGGCUUUAUGCCCAUCUUCGCAUCGGGCCAUAUGUUUGCGCCGAAUGGAAUUUCGGAGGUUUUCCCGUGUGGCUUAAGUAUGUUCCCGGCAUUAGCUUCAGAACGGAUAACGAGCCCUUCAAGGUGGCCAUGAAAGAAUUCACGGAGAAAAUUGUGAAUUUGAUGAAGAUGAAUGAGCUGUUUGCAUCUCAAGGAGGCCCAAUUAUUCUAACACAGAUUGAGAAUGAGUAUGGGAACCAAGGGAAGGCACUUGGGCCUGUAGGGUAUCAGUAUGCUCAUUGGGCCGCAAAUAUGGCCCUCCAAACGGGCACUGGUGUCCCCUGGGUGAUGUGCAAGCAAGAAGAUGCCCCUGAUCCUGUGAUCAACACAUGCAAUGGUUUCUAUUGUGAUGCAUUCUUCCCCAACAGGCCUUACAAGCCCACAAUAUGGACUGAAAAUUGGACUGGUUGGUUUUCUGUAUUUGGUGGUGCACGAUACGAGCGGCGAGUUGAAGACAUCGCAUUUGCAGUUGCCAAUUUCAUGCAAAAAGGAGGUUCAUUUGUUAACUACUACAUGUACCAUGGAGGAACCAACUUUGGACGCACUGCGGGAGGUCCUUUUAUCACUACGAGCUAUGACUUUGAUGCUCCGCUCGACGAGUACGGGUUGAUCAGGCAGCCAAAGUAUGGCCACUUGAAGGAGCUUCACAGAGCCGUUAAGCUAUGCGAAGGAGCAUUGGUCUCGUCAGAUCCUACCGUGACAUCUUUAGGACCCUUCCAACAGGCUCAUACGUAUGCUUGGGCUUCAGGAGGCUGUGCGGCGUUUCUCUCAAACUACGACACAGACUCCUCCGUGACGGUGACUUUUAACAAUGUGAAGUAUAAGUUGCCACCUUGGUCCAUCAGCAUUCUCCCUGACUGCAGGACUGUAGUCUUUAACACUGCACAAGUUGGGGCACAAACAUCAGAAAUGGGAAUGUUACCAACAGAUGCAGAAAUGUCACCAUGGGAAUUUUACAGUGAAGAUGUAAAUUCCAUUGGGGUCUCCAAAUCAUUCACAGCCUAUGGCCUCUUGGAUCAAAUCAAUGUUACUAGGGACGCUAGUGAUUAUUUGUGGUACACAACCACAGUGGACAUCCCAUCAUCAAAGUCAUUUCUGCACAAUGGAGAGCUCCCAACUCUUUUGGUUCAAUCAGAAGGGCAUGCUCUUAUUGUGUUUGUCAAUGGACAACUCUCAGGUUCUGCCUCAGGCACCAGGGAACAUAAGAAGUUCGUCUUUAGCGGAAAGGUCAAACUCCGUGCCGGAAAAAAUCGGAUUGCACUGCUCAGUGUGGCUGUUGGACUUCCGAAUAUUGGUACCCAUUUUGAGGAAUGGGACACUGGGAUAUUGGGGGCUGUUGCAAUAUAUGGACUAGACAAUGGAAAAUGGGACUUGUCCCAUGGAAGAUGGACAUACCAGAUAGGGCUCGCCGGAGAAGCCAUGGAGCUUUAUUCUCCUCCCUAUGUCAACUCUGUCCGGUGGCGGAGAGUGGCAUCAACGAACAAAAAGCAUAACGCCCUAACGUGGUACAAGUCGUAUUUCAACGAACCCGAGGGAGACGAACCACUGAGUUUGAACAUGCGUAGCAUGGGGAAAGGUCAGGUGUGGAUCAAUGGUCAGAGCAUCGGUCGAUACUGGACCACCAAGGCCACCGGAAAUUGCACGGCAAACAACGGCGAUUAUGCGGGACGGUAUAAGCCUCUAAAGAACCAAGUUGGAUGUGGUUAUCCAACUCAACAAUUUUACCAUGUGCCUAGAUCUUGGUUGAGACCAAGAGGGAACCUUUUGGUGGUGUUUGAGGAACACAGAGGAGACCCAUCAAGAAUUGCUAUGGUGAAGAGAUCAGUAAGGAGUGUUUGUGCAGACGUUUCUGAAUUUCAACCAAAUGUAAGAAACCUGCAGAUUGAGAGAUCGGGUAAUAAAGAAAAAUUUCGCAAAGCCAAACUAAAAUGCGGGCCCUGCCAGUAUAUCUCCUCCAUCAAAUUUGCAAGCUUUGGAACGCCAUUCGGAACCUGUGGGAAAUUCUCCCAUGGACCUUGCCAUGCUCCUAACUCUUACACCAUCUUAAAGAAGGAAUGUGUGGGAAAAGCAAGUUGUUCAGUGACAGUGGGAAACUGGAUAUUUGGAGACCCAUGCAGUGAUAUGUUGAAGCGUUUGAAAGUGGAAGCAAUUUGCAGCACAACCCAAUGAGAUAUGUUUGAAGGGGUCCAAAAAUGUACAAUUUUCAAUACAUACAUACACAAAAGGAGAAAGAUGAGAAUGAAAAAGAGUAUAGUGAGGUUGAGACUUUAAUGGGAGUAUAUACGGAGUAUAUUAUUAUUGAAUUAAUCUCUUUUAGUUCAUUUU
Messenger RNA from Cuscuta campestris, 2802 nucleotides. NCBI's taxonomy places the organism in Eukaryota, Viridiplantae, Streptophyta, Magnoliopsida, Solanales, Convolvulaceae. The record is from the annotation of a GenBank genome assembly.